Tilletiaria anomala UBC 951 is the source of this 4754-nucleotide messenger RNA. RefSeq lists its product as uncharacterized. Gene Ontology annotation, cellular component: cytoplasmic vesicle. Gene Ontology annotation, biological process: regulation of Rab protein signal transduction. NCBI's taxonomy places the organism in Eukaryota, Fungi, Basidiomycota, Exobasidiomycetes, Georgefischeriales, Tilletiariaceae. The record is from RefSeq and is a predicted model, not a curated record. Bases 193 to 4506 code for a protein of 1437 amino acids. The transcript has 4 exons.
AUUAGCGCGAACAUGCGUGCGAGGGGAGACGGCGGCACCUCGUUCUAUGCAGAAUACAGAAGUCUGAACAUAUCAUCCCCUCCUUACACCUCAUUCUCCUCCCCCUUAUCCCUGCCCGAGCCCGAGCGCGCGCAGACACUCCCGUCAGUGCGACCUCCACCGCCCACCCUGGAGCCGUCAUCAUAGCACACGAUGGGCAGCUGGAGCAACGGUGCCGCCGCCGCGGGCGGCGCAGCGGCAGCGGGUCCAACUAGGCCGACAACCUCCAGCAAGUUCUCCGGCCUGCUCCGCUCCGCCGGCCGCAAGAGCAGCGAGAACCUGCGGAGAAAGCUGGGUAAGAAUCCCUCGCAGCCCUCUCUGCAUAGCGAUCAUGCACAGCAGCACUACUUGUACCACGACGGCAGCGGCGACGCAGCGGGAGCCCCGCCGCCCGUACCCGGCGUGCCCGCCCACCUUUCCCAAUGGCACCACUCGCAGUCCCAGCUUAGCCUCCACUCAGCCCACGGCAGCGACCCCUCCAACAGGCUGAGCUUGAGCGGCAGCGUUCGCGUCGCGGGAGGCGGCGGUGUCAACCGCAACAAGGCCCUGCCGCCUGUCGCGCCGUCGUCGCGUGCCUCGCGCCGCUCAUCGGAAGUCGAAGACGGUGCCAGCAGCGGCGCGGCGGGCCAGCCUGCGCCGAGCCUCAGCCUCCGCACCUCGCGCCCCAGCUCAACCGGCUCCCUGCGCAGGCCUGCGCCUCAGUACAACGAGAGCGAGUUCGUCGCCCCUGCCAGUGACUCGGACGCAGCGCGUGGCAAGGCCGCGCGCGUAAACGGCGGUGCCGGUGCGGCCGCAACAGACCAACGCGAGUCGGACGCAGUGCCGCCCAUGCUGUCCGAGAGCGUCCUGCGCCAGCUGUCCGAGGCACAGCAGUCGCUCAACAACUGCCAACUGCAGCAGCAGCAGCAAACCGGCUCGAUGCGCUCCGGCGCGCCGAGCGACACGGCAAGCGGCAAGCGGCGCAAGAGGCUCUCCAUCAGCUCGCUCAGCCAGCGCGCCGGCCAUACCAAUGGUAUUGCCAGCACUAAAGGCAUCUCCAGCACUAACAGCAGUGCCGGCGUGCAACAGCUCUCCCACAACAAUCGCUCCACCGUCAUCAGUGGCGGCGGUCACAACAGUGCCGGCAGGGGCGACGGCAACACGAUCGCGCAGCUCUAUGCCGUCUUCGGCCUCCCGAAGGACCCGUCCGUUUGGACGCUCGCAGAGGAAGACUGCGUCAACGGUGUCCACCACGUUGACGGCGCCGUCGGCCGCUUCUGGCGGCCCGAGGUGCUCGGUUGCUCCAUCUGCCCGUCGCCGUCAGAGGUGCUCGCGUCCGAUGAGGCUGGGGGCCAUAACAUCAACACCAAUAGCAGCAGCAGUAGUAGCAGUAGCAGCAGUCGACCCGGCAGCUCCCGUGGUGGCGCGGGCGACAAAAGGUCGCAGCAACACCAACACGACGCAAAUGGCCGCAGCAACAAGCCGGUCAACCCCAAGUUCCUUGAGAUGGCCGACGGCAUGGGCGGCAUCGAAAAGGCCGAGACGGCGCGCGUGCUCUCCAAAGCGCUCAAGCUCUCCUUCACCCGCGAAAUCGAGAUCAUCUCUGGACACGCCAGCUACCCGCCCAUGUCGACCACACACACGUUCAGCUUCAGCGUGCCCACCAUCCGCACCGGUCCGUCCGCCGGCGCGCCCGGCGCCAACGGCAGCGUCCUCGGUGUCUCGGUGCAGAACAAGACCGGCUCCAGCAGCAACGGCGUCGGCGAGGGCUUCAAGGGUGGCAGCGGCCUUGGCCUCCACCGCGGCGGCUACAGCUACAGCAGCGGUUGCGCUGGACCGGGCGGCGGUGACGACGACAGCACAUCAUCGGCCACGUUCUACGGCGUCGUCCUCACCGUCUGGAGCGCCGCAGACGAAAAGCGCACGCGCGCCAUCAAGCGAGAGCUCCAGCGCGCGCUCAGGCAGCGCAACGGAAGCGCCAUCAGCGAACCUGCGAGCAAGCGCAACAGCAGCGCCGCCAAACAGCAGAAGCAGCAGCGCGGUGGCUUCUGCGGCGCCGAGUCGGAGGACUAUUCCGCCAACGAGGACGAUCCGACCGGCGAAGGGUUCAGUCUGUUGCCAGCCAACAAUGCGUUCUUCAUGCCGUACGCGAUCUGCAUCGUCUCGCGCUUCCCGAUUUACAACUUGCUCCGUGACCUCGACACCGCCGCGUGGGGGCGCUACAGCCGCAACAUCGAGAAGCACAACCAGACCAUGUCGGCUAUCCUGCGUCACCCAGCGCCGCGCAUCGGUGAGACAUUCAAUAUCCAAUCGCCGGACGAGGACGUGGACUUUGUCUGCACCUUUCCCGGCGCGCUCGAGUGGGGGCGCGGCCUCAUCGGGAUCGACUUUGCCAUGUGGCCACUGUUCAAGACGCUCUCCGUUGACAACAUCCUCACCAUCUGUGAGCACGCGCUCGUGCCCACCGGCCGCGUCCUCUUUUAUUCGCGCCAUCCGGCCCUGCUGGGCGUUGCCGUCGAGACGAUCAAGUACCUCGUCGAGCUGCGCGGGUGGAAGGGCGUCUCCAACCAGAUCUGUCACGCGCGCGACGUCAAGAUCUACCUCGAGGACCCCGGCUCGUGGAUCAUUGCGAUCAACACUGAGCUCCGCAGCAUCGUCCGCCCCGCCAAGCAGGUCUGCGUCGUUGACCUCGACAUCAACUUCGUCAACUGCCCCAACCCGCCGCCUGGCGUGCCGUCUACCAAGGGCCUUCGCGAGCGCAGGCGCAAGCGCCUCCAGGGCGUCUUUGGCUCCCUCGCGCCAGAGUACAUGCCCCCGCGCGAAUUCAUCGAGGCCUACCCCGGCGGGCGCUUCCGCCCGCUGAGCAACAUCUCUUCGCGCACCACGCAAAGCCCGUACGACCGGCUCGACCCGCCCAUCUGGUGGGACCAGGGUACCAUCGUCAGCGCUUUCGAUAAGGCGCUCCAGGAGACGUCGCGCUCGAGCUUCAUGCAGAAGGUUCUCAAGCGCUCCGCCGUCAAGCACCGCCUCCAAUCGCAGGCGGAGCUCGACACGAUUCUCGCGCUCCGCAGACGUGCCAGCACCUUCGUCGACGCGCGCGACGGCCUCGAGAAUAAGAUUGGCCGCCUCAACAAGCGCCUCGCUUUCCUCUUGAGCGAGAGCGACAUGUGGAAGAUGCAGUUCGAGAAGAUCCAGCAGCUCGUCGACCGCCUGACCAAGGAGGCCACCGACCUUCGCAUAAAGGUCGACCGCGAAAGAAGAGAGUCUCGCCGUCUUAGUAGCACGCUCGCCCAGAGGGACAUGGAGCAGGUCCAGCUCCAGAUCCAACUCAAGGAGACCGAGGCGGCUCGCGAAAAGGCCAAGGCAGACCUCGCGCGCAUGCAGACCGCCAUGGAGUCGCUCGAGGCAGAGAGGGAGAGUAUGAUGGACGAGAUCCGCAACGUCCUUGCGGGCACCGGCGAGGACCUCGCCUUCCUCUCGCGCUUCUCGCUGCUCUCCGAAAGCAACUCGCGCUCCAGCAGUCCGUCCGGCAGCGCCAUGACCCACGGCUCCAACCUGAGCCCCUCGCAAUCGGCCGACUAUAUCGCAAAGAGCCGUGCACUCGCCGAGCAGCGUCUGGCCAUGCAUGGCGGCAAGUUCUCCAGUCUCUCCUCGGCCCACAGUCACGCUAGUAGCGAUGCAGUUCACAAGACAAGCAUACACCGAAUUCGUAGCACGGACAAUAUCAAGGACGAGACUCGAUCCGCGCAGAAUCACUUCCCUGAUGACCAGAUGAAUUAUGAAAUUCAACAACGCACAUCGGUCGUCACGAGCCAGAUCAGCAAGAUCCAGCAGCAGCUCGAAAGCACGCUUUCUAACCUGGAAGGCAGGAGGUCCAGUAUGAACGAGCGUGGCGCUCGUCGCCGCGGGUCAUCCUCCUCCAUCAGCAGUCGCUACGAAUACAGCAGCACCCCACUGCGCGAUGGCAGUGCCUCCAGCAUUGGCCAUGCAUCUGGCUCUGUCGCUGGCGACAAGGCAGAGGCCAAGUACGACGCGGUCGAGUCCAUAUCGGGGCAAAAGGGAAGAGAUGGUCUGCCGCCGAAGAACGCACGGCGUACCGGUACCGCUUUGGAGGUUGGUUCGAUCGGUCGCUCCGCGGUUCCCCCGUCCGUCAAGUCGCCUCCACGACAGAAGGAGCCUGAGAACGCCUGGAAGGAGCUUGCCAACACACCCAAGAGCGGCAUGGCCAUGUCUCCCGCUGAUUCAAAGGACUCGCUCGGCAAUAACUUCAACCCCAUUGCCCGUUCCAAUGGUCGUGCUCCUUUUGACAAGGGCAAAGGUCGCACAGUCGAGUCCGGCAGCGAGUCGGAUGGCGGACAGCAAGCGGCCAGCAAGUCAUCGGCUCCUACGUCGCCAAGCGAUGCACCUGCUUCACAAUACACUUCCACCCCUCCUACCACGGUCGCCGGAACCAGCGACUUUGACACCUGGUCCAGCACGGGAAAGUAGAGUCAAUCGACACGCGCCACCGCAUACGUCUCUACUGAAUUAUUCCCUGCUCGACCUUCGCCUCCCACCUGUACUCUACUCUGCCUCAAGCAUCUCCCUUUCUCAACUCGUGGGACGGAUAUCUAUCGCGUCACCCGAGGAUCACACAUCACAGCCGGUUCUUACAUGCUGACUUCACAUACCCCUGGCCGUAUGGUCUUGUAACGGAGGUCCUUUCAUCUUAAUUGCACUGUAGAUUUUUGCCUUCC